Lepisosteus oculatus (spotted gar) is the source of this 4456-nucleotide messenger RNA. It is a transcript of the gene ahcyl2b, whose product is annotated as adenosylhomocysteinase like 2b. NCBI's taxonomy places the organism in Eukaryota, Metazoa, Chordata, Actinopteri, Semionotiformes, Lepisosteidae. The record is from RefSeq and is a predicted model, not a curated record. Gene Ontology annotation, cellular component: cytosol. Gene Ontology annotation, biological process: L-methionine cycle.
UUACUAUGUUUGAGUAGUUAGCUUUUUUCCUGCACUGUUGCCCAGUUUUGAGAGCUUCGGUUGGAAUGGCUACAGUAGUAGUUAACUUUAAUUAAUGGAAGAAAACGUACCACUUUUUCCCACUGGAGGGCAGUAUGCCAUGUAAGACUGAUCAUUUAUAAGAGCUUGUGGCUGCUGCUUGCUCACAGUAACAGUCGCAUAACCUGCUGUGUGCAUGGGCCUGUAUUAAUUUCACUGCAACCCAGGACUGUAUUACAGAGGCAACAAGCAACGGACAUUGGGGUCAAGAGAACAUCACAGGGCAGAUUACUUCUCCGAUUCCUUCUAGCAAUUUUUUAAUCCUUUGUUUAACCAGAUCCUCGACGUGAGACUACAUUUACCAUAUAGCCCCUCCGUAUACGCCAUCCUUCACCACACGUAUCCGUUUGUGUAUGUGUGAGCCUGGAAAGAGGACUUUGUGAAAUUGCAGCGAUGUCGGUCCAGGUUGUGGCAGCGAAAAUGGCCGAGGUCGAGCUGAAAGACAUACCUAACAAAGAUUUGCCACCGGUUCCACAAGUGGCCCCAAAGGCGGAAGAGAAGCCGGCUGUUAAAAACGAGCCUAAUGCCGCAGCUGCGGCUUCGGAGGCAACUGCAAGCGGGGACCCCAGCCCUCCAACCCCGAGCCCGAACCCCAUGAAGAUGCCGCAGGCAUCGGCAAUGAAGCGGACAGACCCUCAGCAGAACGGCGGAGAAGCACUUGUGAACCGCGAUGGGACGGUAGUCGAAGCUCCAAGAACUGUGAAGAAGCAGAUCCAGUUUGCUGACCAGAAGCAGGAGUUCAACAAGCGACCCACCAAGAUCGGGCGCCGGUCCCUGUCUCGCUCCAUCUCGCAGUCCUCCACGGACAGCUACAGCUCAGCUGCCUCCUACACAGACAGCUCCGACGAUGAGACCUCCCCUAGAGACAAACAGCAGAAAAACUCCAAGGGCAGCAGCGACUUCUGCAUCAAGAACAUCAAGCAGGCAGACUUUGGGCGCAGGGAGAUUGAGAUAGCCGAACAAGAGAUGCCUGCGCUGAUGGCUCUGAGGAAGAGGGCUCAGGGAGAGAAGCCUUUGGCUGGGGCCAAGAUCGUGGGCUGCACUCACAUCACCGCCCAGACUGCGGUCUUGAUGGAGACCCUGUCUGCUCUGGGCGCACAGUGCAGGUGGGCCGCCUGUAAUAUCUACUCCACUCAGAACGAGGUGGCCGCUGCCCUGGCCGAGGGAGGGUUUGCCGUGUUUGCCUGGAAAGGGGAGUCGGAAGAUGAUUUCUGGUGGUGUAUUGAUCGCUGUGUCAAUGUGGAAGGGUGGCAGCCUAACAUGAUCCUGGAUGAUGGAGGUGACCUCACUCACUGGAUAUAUAAAAAGUAUCCCAACAUGUUCAAGAAAAUCAAGGGAAUUGUGGAAGAAAGUGUCACUGGAGUUCACAGGUUGUACCAGCUGUCGAAGGCAGGGAAGCUGUGUGUUCCAGCGAUGAAUGUGAAUGACUCUGUAACCAAACAGAAAUUUGACAAUCUGUACUGCUGCAGGGAGUCCAUCUUGGAUGGUCUGAAAAGAACAACAGACGUGAUGUUCGGAGGCAAGCAGGUCGUGGUGUGUGGAUAUGGAGAGGUGGGCAAGGGGUGCUGUGCAGCUCUGAAGGCCAUGGGCUCCAUAGUGUACGUCACAGAGAUUGACCCCAUCUGUGCCCUGCAGGCCUGCAUGGAUGGAUUCAGACUGGUGAAGCUUAACGAAGUCAUUAGACAAGUGGACAUUGUAAUAACUUGCACAGGUAAUAAAAAUGUUGUGGUAAGAGAAUACUUGGACCGCAUGAAAAAUGGCUGCAUCGUCUGCAACAUGGGCCAUUCCAAUACUGAGAUUGAUGUGGCGAGCCUGCGCACCCCCGAGCUGACAUGGGAGCGGGUCAGAUCGCAGGUGGAUCACGUCAUCUGGCCCGAUGGAAAAAGAAUAGUCCUGCUCGCUGAGGGCCGACUUCUCAAUCUGAGCUGCUCCACAGUCCCCACCUUUGUGCUGUCGAUUACCGCAACCACCCAGGCACUGGCUUUAAUAGAGCUUUACAAUGCUCCUGAGGGUCGCUACAAGCAAGACGUCUACUUGCUGCCAAAGAAAAUGGAUGAAUAUGUAGCAAGUCUUCACCUUCCCACAUUUGAUGCACACCUUACCGAACUGACUGAUGAGCAAGCAAAAUACCUGGGUUUGAACAAAAAUGGCCCAUUCAAGCCAAAUUACUAUAGGUAUUAACCUACCGUAAUAAGGAAAUGAAAAGUAUCAGACCGCAGCAACCGUACCGACCAAGAUGAGACGACAAGUCGAAACGUUUCCGCGUUACCACUCAGGAUUGAGACGAUCCUGUUUUAAAAGCUGGACUCGACGACGUACCAGACAGCACACUGCAGAUUUUAUUUAUUUAAUAAGAAUAUUGUACUCUAACCUCUUUGAGCUGCUCCAGCCGCUGUCAGUUUUUUGGAAUGACAAGGAGGUUACAUCAUUUCAUUUUCUCUUCUGUACCUUGUCAGUUGUAAGUAAUCCAUUAGAGACGUUGUUGUAAAACUAAAAGAGAUAUAUUCAAAAGAAAAACAAAAAUGUUUGAGUGAUGCUUUAUGAAUAUAUAUGAUGCACAUGUUUGUUUUAUCAUCUUUAUUUUUUCUAUUUGUGAUUUCUUUUUCCCAAGUGGUCGUGGGAGCAGGGAUAUUCUGGGGAGAUUUGGGCCUGGGUCCAAUCAUAUCGUCUUUACCACAGAUCACACGACUCAGAUCUUGUGUUUACAAAGCUUUUGCUGUUUAGUUCCCAUGACAACAAGCAAAGUUAGCACAAGUAAAUCGACUAAUACUGUACUUAUCACUGGGGCUUGCUUUUUUCUGCCUCUGUAAAUCAAACACUAUGUGUGAAACGUCACCAUGGACAGUACAACACUACAGAGCUGCACUGAUAGGCUGUCUUAAGACACUUUUAGCUUGGCCAUUUUAAUGAAUCCAGUGUUAUUAAAUAAUAUUUUUAAAUAAUGCUUCAGCCAAGGUAAUUAAAAAAACAAGUCAAAAGGAGGAGCAAAUGGAUUUGAGUUUAUAGGAUGAUGUUUUAAGUUGAGAAAUUAAAUGAAGGUGAUGUAUUCUUGCUUUGUUAAAAUAACUUUUAUAUGGACUUUACAUCUUCUUUCAUGGUUUUUCCACCAGAAAUGUACCUUCCUUAUUAAAGGAACAAAUUCUUAUUUUCCUUGAAAUAAGUAUCAAAUUAUUUGUAGCUUCAAAUGUAUUCCCAGGUCUUUCCUUCUGUCUCAUCAAUCGGAGAACCUUCUGACCACAGUUAGAUCACUUGUGCACGCUCAUUCAGUAAGUGUUUUAAUGGACUCUGAAAAAACGGAAACAAAUCAACAUGCUCUGGCCUAUAUGGGAUCAUAUUAAUAAAGCCAUAACUAAUGUUUAACGUAAAAUAGGGUUCCAGUUUCCCUGUGUUCAUUUUAUUUUUUUUAACGAUUCAGCACUUAAGUGUUAGAAACGGUUUUGAAACAAGGCCUCUCUGCUUCUUUUUGAGUAGAAGCUGUGGGAUAUUUUUGGUAUUUUAGGCUGAAGUAAUACUAUUUCCCCAUUUAAUAGGGAAAUAUGGCCUAAAGGUGGUGGAUGCUAUGAGAAUCGAGGGGGUAUAGAACAUAUCUCACACCCAAUGGCAGUUUUGGACAAGUUGCAUAUUGUAAAGACACAAUACGCAAUACAAAAAAACUUGUCAUGAACAAAUACCACAGCUCACAUGCUGAGAGUUGGGGAAUCUCUCUGAAGCACUCUCUUAUAGCAUCUUGUCCAAGCAAAAUCUCAUCUUUCUGUGAUCGGUUCAGAAUAUUAGCUGUAAACAGCUAGCAUGUUCAAUUUAUGAUCCAUGUAUUAUACAUUUUGUCUUGUGUGUAUCAUUAAUACAUUAAAUUUAAAAAAACUAUAUGCAUAAAAUAACAUGUAUUACCAGCAGCAAGGCAUGCUGCCCCUCUACUGUAAACCUCCAGUUUUGUUUUUUCAAUUUUAUUAGCAAUUUGCUUGUGCUAAUUUCAGAAAUGUCCUUCAUGCAAUUGAUAAUUGUUUGCAUCUUAAUACCCAUUGUCUUAAGUUUUGUUAUGAUUUUUACAUUACUGUAUGUAGUUGUCUCCAGUUUUCUUAACUUUUAUUUGCUGAAGUUGUCUCAGGAUCAUUGCUUGUGCAUUACGGUGGAGUCAUUGGGAAGGUUUUAUUAACAUUAUAUGGGAGAGGGUAACACCAGCAUCUCAGAUAGGUGAUAAACUCUAAAAGAAAUUAACUAAAAUCGCAUACCUGUAUUUAUCGUUGUAAAUCUUCAGUACAAAAAAAAACAAAAUCUGAGAUUUUAAGUUGUCUGAACAAUGUUUUAAAUAUUGCAAGUGAUUGUAGUAGAUGAGCAAUAAUGAAUCUGUAAUGUUAAAAAAAUAAAGUGUAAAAAAUUA